AGUCACAUGAGUAAAGGCGGAAGUGAGCCUUUUUUUGGUAGAAAAACAAAACAUUCGGGGGUGGUGUUGAGUUAGACGGGGUGGACUAACGUUACUCAGGUCUGCUGCAGUGGUUUCAUAAUCUCUGCCGUAGAACUCGACAGCUACACCCGGGGUUUGGCACGAUGCUGAGCGCCGCCGCCGCGGAGAGGAACAAGGAGCCCAUCCUGGCGGUGCUCCGGGAGAGCGUUAACACCGGGAGACCCCUGCAGGCUCUGGAGAUCUCCUCCGGCACCGGGCAGCAUGUCUCACACUUCGCUCAGGCCCUGCGGAAUAUAACCUGGCAGCCCUCAGAGUAUGACCACCAGUCUCUAGACAGUAUAGAAGCGUACAGAGCUCGCUACCAGCUGAACAAUGUGAAGCCCGCCAUCCACCUGGAUGCUUCUCUGCCCCAUCAGUACUGGGGAGGGAUCCAGCCAGAGAGCCUCGACCUAGUGGUCAACAUCAACAUGAUCCACAUUUCUCCAAUCGCGUGUACAGAGGGUUUAUUCAAAGGGGCCGGAGCAGUGUUGAAGCCGCAAGGUCUUCUGUUGACAUAUGGGCCCUAUGCAGUGAAUGGUCAGAUCACUCCACAAAGCAAUGUCGACUUUGACUACAGCCUACGGCAGAGGAAUCCAAAGUGGGGACUCAGGGAUAUUUCCCUCCUGAGCUCUUUAGCACAAAGAAAUGGUUUAUUCCUGGAGAAAAUUGUGGACAUGCCAGCAAACAACAAGUGUCUUCUGUUCAGGAAGGAGAGUUUGGUGUGAAGUGUCCCGUUGUUCCUUUUCUGGAUGCAGACCACUUUUGGAGCAGGAUGGUCAAAGCGCCUUAAGUUACACUUGAAGCUCAGAUACAUUGCCAGAUUUUCCAGAACUGUAAAUGAACCAUGUUUCUCCAUACUCUAAUACACACUGACAUUAGAUGAAACAAUUUGAUCUGAACUGUUAUACUGUAAUCUAUGAAACACAAUAUUGCACACUUGGGUAAAAUUUAUAAGGCUUAUAGAUAUGUUGCUUGUGUACUACAUUUAACUUAGGAUAGCCUCCUACUCUUUUUUUUAAUUUCUUCACUCAGUUUGCAGAGACUGUCGGUAAAACUAAGUUAGCAGAAGUGCUUUGCAGAGAGAUGUAACAGAGAAUGUGUUGUACAUUAGAUCUUGAAAGUAUAUAUAACAACACAAGGGAAUCUAUAUAAAACACCUCUGUAAAUGAGUAAUAUAGAGAGCCCAAUAUAAAAUAAACAUAAUACAAUAAAACAGAAAAAAAAGCAAUAUAUAGGUAAUGUACUGUAGGUGUCUAUUUCUUUAGCAUCACAAGCUAGGCAUUUUUGCAAAUUGAUCAACUUGUGUUGUUGCUAUUCUGGCUACCAUCUUAUUUUCCACAAUACAAACAAACAAGUCAAAAGAAAGACUAUCUAUAUUUAAACUUAUUUAAAAAGAGCAUUUCAGCAUUGGUAUAAAUGGGCUCAUAACACAUCUGGAAUGUAGUACAACAUGUGUUGUAAUGAAUAUAUAUUGUACAUACAAAUGAUUUCUCACAACUUCAUUAACAUACAGUAUUUUUGU
This is a messenger RNA of Xiphias gladius (swordfish), 1582 nucleotides long. It is a transcript of the gene mettl26, whose product is annotated as methyltransferase like 26. NCBI's taxonomy places the organism in Eukaryota, Metazoa, Chordata, Actinopteri, Istiophoriformes, Xiphiidae. The transcript is spliced from 6 exons. The coding region runs from base 165 to 785 and encodes 206 amino acids. The record is from RefSeq and is a predicted model, not a curated record.